GACAGCGCUAGUAGAAGGAACGGGAGCAACGGGAGUGCGAGUGCGCAAGACGAAGACAGACGGACAGACGGUCGGACAGAGAAGGACAACAGUAACCUCAGCGAAGCGAUGUGGGAUGUCAGGAAGAGUGCUAAUCAUGGUUGCAAGCUGAGGAGGUGCCUCUCCGCCUAGUCACCGCUCCAAUUCCCGUUUGAUGCUGCCAGAAACCCUGUAUACUCGUGAUAGGCUGAUUCCUGUGAUAUAUUGCACUUUACUAUAUGAUUUAUGGCUGGGUUUGAUUGGUAUGCAGAUUUACCAAAGCCAUGCAGCAAGCUAUGCACACUUACCAACUUACAGUUAAGAUUCCUGUGUCCAGCGGACAUCCCAGAGGUGCAGGCGUUAUGUGCAGAUUGGUUUCCUAUAUCUUAUCCCUACUACUGGUAUGAAGAGAUCACGUCAAACCCAUGUUUUUACUCUCUGGCUGCUGUCUAUGAAGGGGUCAUUAUCGGUCUUAUUGUAGCUGAAAUCAAAACUCACUCAGAGCUAAAUGAUGAGGUAAGAAGACACUUUUUCUGCUUCUCAGAUUCUCCUGAUAAUUACAGCACAAACAAUUUUUGAUCCUCAUCUACAAUAUUCCAGGACGUGGACAUUUUGGCCCCAACUUUUGGAAAAGACACAUUAGUGGCUUAUCUGUUGAGCCUCGGUGUAAGUCAAACUUACAGACGAAGUGGUAUAGCAUCAGUUCUACUGGAUAAUUUAAUAUCUCAUUUGUCAACUACAUCAAUUAACAACACUCAUUGCAAGGCUCUGUUCCUACAUGUCCUUACCACCAACACACCAGCAAUUCAUUUUUAUCAACGACAUCAAUUUAAGCUUCACUCUUUUUUGCCAUACUACUAUUACAUAAAUGGCAAGAGUAAGGAUGGAUUUACAUAUGUUUUGUAUGUAAAUGGUGGACAUCCUCCAUGGGGACUAUAUGAUUAUAUGAAGCACUACUGUAAGGUGCUGGCUCACACCGACCCCUGUGCAGUGCCAGUAUGGCUUUGGACCAAAAUGCAGCUCAUGAUGCGUUGGGCAUGGCCUACAACCUGGGUGGCGAUGUGGUCCUCAUCUAGCUAGCGUUUAGAAGACACCUUCACAGAUAUCCCAGAUGUUGUAGUUCCUCCUUCAUCUCCUGAAUUACCGGAAGGAGAAGACAGCAAGGACUUCUUGUGGAGGUUGUCUUUACAAAAAAGUUUGGUGCAGCCAACUCAUCAGUCUAAAGAGCACAAUUAUUUACAUUUUUAUGUUCGUCAAAACUUUGCUGACUAAUGUAUUUGCUGUGAGCCUUUUGUUGUACUACUUGUAACUGAUCAUCACUGAAUUUUCAUCACAGUCUUACUGUCAAAUUUUUGGGUGUGCCUUCAUUAUUUUUCUCACCCAAACAGAACUUUUUCUUAAAUGUGAGAGCUUCAUGCCUAACUCUACUUUGAUCUCUAACAGAUUUUCUUGUCUUUGUUUUAACUUGUUUAGAGUUCCUAUGCUGAAGCUCAAACUAUGGUCAUCCUAUAGAAAUCUAUGCAUUUAUUUACUGUCAUUUCUUUUGUUUGAACUUUAUUGUUGUUGAUAGAUUUGUUUAAAGUUUUCUUUGUUGUCUUUUUAGCUUAUCUUAUGAAAAGGAACCAUUCCACCUUCAUAUUUCUUAGUAUCUUGCAAUUUUGUGCCGUGCUUUUUUCAUUUCUUCUCCUUUUGGCGAUAUGAAGGUGUAGCAGAUUUGCUCAUGAUAAAGCAGUAUCUGAUAUUAAAUUGUGUUUUUAAUGACAAUUUGCUACCAACAAUUAUUUGUGUGCCACAUAUAAGUAUAUAUACGAUGCGAUUGAUAAGGUAGCUGCCAGCUAACUGUGAUAACUCAUUCAUACCUGUAUACCUGUAGAAAUGGAAUUAAAAGUAAUCAUAUGUUUAUUCAAAACUACCCUACUGACAGAAUUUGCAGAACUUUUUGAUUGAAGGCAGGCAUUUUAUACCCUGUAUUAUGAUUGAGAAACUCCCACAUACAGAACUUCAGUAUGUGGUAUUUAUGCCAGUCUAGUUUAUAAACUUCCUCAUUAUCUACUAGUCGUUGUUUUAUUGUUCCAAGAUUGCACAAAUGUUAGUGAAUGUAUUCUAUGGUUUACAUUUACACUGGUGUAAUUGCAUACUAUUAAACAAAUAUUUGUAAAUA
This is a messenger RNA of Thrips palmi, 2179 nucleotides long. RefSeq names its product N-alpha-acetyltransferase 60 (gene Naa60). Gene Ontology annotation, molecular function: histone acetyltransferase activity; protein-N-terminal amino-acid acetyltransferase activity. Gene Ontology annotation, cellular component: Golgi membrane. Gene Ontology annotation, biological process: N-terminal peptidyl-methionine acetylation. The record is from RefSeq and is a predicted model, not a curated record. NCBI's taxonomy places the organism in Eukaryota, Metazoa, Arthropoda, Insecta, Thysanoptera, Thripidae.